This is a messenger RNA of Aplosporella prunicola CBS 121167, 1192 nucleotides long. RefSeq lists its product as uncharacterized. Gene Ontology annotation, biological process: mitochondrion organization. The record is from RefSeq and is a predicted model, not a curated record. Bases 331 to 807 code for a protein of 158 amino acids. Gene Ontology annotation, cellular component: mitochondrion; nucleus. The transcript is spliced from 3 exons. NCBI's taxonomy places the organism in Eukaryota, Fungi, Ascomycota, Dothideomycetes, Botryosphaeriales, Aplosporellaceae.
CCCAUGGAUCAGCGCAACUGGAGCUGCAAAUGUCCCAUGAGUACCCUGAAAGAGUCCCAAACAAUGCGACGAGGGUUGACAAAGAGUAAAGGCUUCGUUGGCCAGCGACCAAUCGACGCACCGUGAUUCGAACGGUGAUGUGCAGCAUGUCCCCGGCUGCCCCGGCGGCGACAUCCGUGCGCAUCACCUCGGCCUCUUCGCUCUCACCAAAGAAUUCCUCGACCUUCGCCGCCGCUCCAACCUUCCUCAACCACCUUUCGCCAUCCCAAUCCGCAACCUCAUCACUCUCCGUCACCCACCCGCGACUCACCACCCCACGAAAAAGCAAUCAUGCCUCGCCAGUCCCGCGGAAGCGCUCCUCCCCGCCGCCCGGCUCCCGCGCCGGCUAGGCCCGCCCCCCAGCAGGCCCGCCCUGCCUCGACGGCCGCCCACACUCCCCAGCAGCCGCACCACGCCCCUCCUCCUCCUGCCCAGCAGCCCCAGAUGCAGGCGCCUCAGUCCUCGGGCGGCUCUGGUCUCUUCGGCCAGAUGGCCAGCACUGCUGCCGGUGUCGCUGUCGGCUCUUCCAUUGGCCACGCCAUUGGUGGCAUGUUCGGAGGUGGCUCCUCCGCCCCCGCUGAGGCGUCUCCCCAGGCCGCUGCGGCGCCCGCCGACAGCUUCGCCCAGCAGAACCAGUCCUCGGGCGUGUGUGCGACGGACAUCAACAACUUCCGGAAGUGCAUGGACGACAACCAGGGCUCGCUGACCAUCUGCGGAUGGUACCUGGACCAGCUGAAAGCGUGCCAGGCUGCCGCCAGCCAGUACUAGACGCGCGCCGCGGCGUCGGUCUAGUCCCGCCCGGAGAGAGAGAAGAGAGAGAAAGAGAGACAGUCGGGGGUUCGUUGUGGGGUCGUACAUGUCAAGUCGGCAUUGCAUAAUAACAAAACAUCACGGGCGCCUGGCCAUUCACCGCUCCAUCGCAGCGGGAAAUUAGCUGCAUCUAGUCCAAUCUCAUCGUUGCUCCGGCCGUUUGUUCUCGUUUUUCUUUGCGCGCCGUGUCUUUGUGUUGCCGGUUUUCGUGCGGGUUAUUGGUGGUGGUGGUGGGGUGGUGCGCUUCUGGCCCGGCAUGUCCUGUCCUGUCACUGUCACUGUCACUCGUCUUCCUGCUGCUGCUGCCCGGAGAAUAAUGUCCGUUGCAUACAUACAUCCAGAC